Meloidogyne enterolobii is the source of this 242-nucleotide messenger RNA. Lineage: Eukaryota; Metazoa; Nematoda; Chromadorea; Rhabditida; Meloidogynidae. The record is from the annotation of a GenBank genome assembly.
UUGUUACAGAGCAUCUCGUUCAUUCGAAAAUAUCUUCGCGUCCUUAGUGAGCAUCCAUUAAAACCUAUGGCUGACGAUGUUUCAUUACGCAAAUUCGCCAAUAAUUUUCUUCGUAAAGACGGAUUACGAAUAAUUUCAACGCAUGCUGGUGAACUUAUGACAUCUGAACUGAUACUUGCGCUUUGGAACGACUUCAACAACAUCGGCGAGUGGAUGGAACAUUGAGAAUGGCAAUUGAUAUA